AUGGCGGAAGUUCAAGCACGUCUUCAGAGUCUCUCUGAAGACUUCACCAAGCUACAGCAGGAGUUACAAACUGCCGUACAGUCGCGUCAAAAGCUCGAGGCUCAAAAGCAAGAGAACACGAAUGUGCAAAAAGAAUUUGAACGUCUUAAGGAUGACGAGAACAUCUACAAACUAGUUGGCCCAGUAUUAUUGAAGCAAGAUAAAAUCGAGGCUGAGAGUACAGUCAAUGGACGAUUGGAAUUUAUUAGUAAGGAGCUUGAGAGGACAGAAGACCAGAUCAAGGAGUUACAAGAUAGAAUUGAGAAGAAAAAGGGGGAUAUCAUCCAAGCCCAAGCAGGAUUACAAGCGGGAGGUGGCGCACCAGGGAAAGUAGCAGCAAAGGGUUAA
Molecule: messenger RNA, 387 nt
Organism: Daldinia childiae
Lineage: Eukaryota; Fungi; Ascomycota; Sordariomycetes; Xylariales; Hypoxylaceae
Product: putative prefoldin subunit 6
Exons: 3
Coding region: 1-387 (128 amino acids)
Biological process (GO): protein folding; chaperone-mediated protein complex assembly
Cellular component (GO): cytoplasm; prefoldin complex
Molecular function (GO): protein-folding chaperone binding
Source: RefSeq, a predicted model, not a curated record